CCUGCGCCCCACGACAGAGGUACGUCGAGCGUCACAGGCCCCGCCCACGAGGUGCGCCGGCGCGGUGCGAGCUCACCGACCGAGUAGAGCCAUGGCGCAGGCGGGUCCUCCAGAAGUGAUCCGGGCGGCGCAGAAGGACGAGUACUACCUGGGAGGCCUGCGGAGCGCGGCGGGUGGAGCGCUGCACAGCCUAGCGGGUGCAAAGAAAUGGCUGGAAUGGAGGAAAGAGAUCGAGUUGCUCUCAGACAUAGCCUACUUUGGCCUCACCACAAUUGCAGGCUACCAGACACUUGGAGAGGAGUACGUCGGGAUCAUCCAAGUGGACCCAUCCCGGCAGCGUGUGCCCUCCAGGCUCCGACGUGGAGUGCUGGUUGCCCUGCAUGCUGUCUUGCCCUACCUGCUAGACAAGGCACUGCUGCCCCUGGAGCAGGAGCUGCAAGCUGAGGGCGACGGCACCCGGGCCUCCCAGGGGAGUCUGCUACCCGGAGGACGCAGCCGGUCAGGGGCACGGCGCUGGGUGCGUCACCACGCAGCUACCCUGACUGAACAACAGAGGAGGGCCCUCCAGCGGGCAGUCUUUAUCCUGAGACAGGGCUUCGCCUGCCUCCACCGGCUCCAUGUGGCUUGGUUUUAUAUCCAUGGUACCUUCUACCACCUGGCCAAGAGACUGGCAGGGAUCACUUAUCUCCGCACUCGCCGCCUGCCGGGAGAGGACCUGAGGGCUUGCACUAGCUACCGACUGCUGGGACUCAUCUCCCUGCUGCAUCUGGCAUUGUCACUGGGGCUGCAGUUGUACAGCUUCAGGCAGAAGCAGCGAGCCAGGAAGGAGUGGAGGCUGCACCGAAAUCUGUCCCACCGCAGGAGUUCCCUUGAGGACAGAGCAGUUUGUAGAGCCCCACUCUGCACCCUGUGCUUGGAGGAGCGAAGACACUCCACAGCCACACCUUGUGGCCAUCUCUUCUGCUGGGAGUGCAUUACCGAGUGGUGCAACACCAAGACAGAGUGUCCCCUAUGCCGGGAGAAGUUCCCACCCCAGAAGCUGGUCUACCUGAGGCACUACCGCUGACAGCUCUAAGAAGUGAAUGGAAGCCCAUGGACAAGUUUCUCAGAACUGUGGCUGCACAGAAACAUAAAACCUCCACACUGCUCUUUUGUUGCAUAAGCUACUACAGUUACCUGGAAAGAAAGGGAGUCAGGCGCAAGUGGGGAAAACUCAAUUUGGGGGUAGGAGAGUUUGUUGCACGUAAUCUAUGGCUUCUUCAGUCUCUGGAGAUAGUGGACUCCCCCCUCCCUUCCCAAGCCACACAGCUGAGAACUGCUUCAGAAGGUCAGGGUGUUUUACUCAGGUCUGUAAAGAGGCAGCCACCAUUGGGCUGGGAGAGGCAUGGCUCAGGUUAGGCUGGAAGCGAAGUGUAGAACUCUGGGCUCACUGCCGUCAGUACCCCUCCUAAAACACCACAUGCUUAAUCCAUGUUGCCAACUCCUUAAGGAAAUGAAGGGCUGUGCUGGACAGAUGGCUCAGAGGCUGAGCACUGGAUGUUCUUCCAGAGGCCCUGAGUUCAAUUCCCAGCAACCAUCUAUUCUGGAAUCUGAUGCCCUUUCUGACAGAACACUAAAAUACAUAACAAAUAAACCUUUACAAAAAGUACAACUUGAAGGUCUUCAUCUCCCCGAGCUGCACAUUUUUACAACUGUAUUA
Rattus norvegicus (Norway rat) is the source of this 1699-nucleotide messenger RNA. It is a transcript of the gene Pex10, whose product is annotated as peroxisomal biogenesis factor 10. The record is from RefSeq and is marked provisional. Gene Ontology annotation, cellular component: peroxisomal membrane; peroxisome. Gene Ontology annotation, biological process: cellular response to reactive oxygen species; peroxisome organization; protein import into peroxisome matrix, receptor recycling. NCBI's taxonomy places the organism in Eukaryota, Metazoa, Chordata, Mammalia, Rodentia, Muridae. The transcript has 6 exons. Bases 92 to 1066 code for a protein of 324 amino acids. Gene Ontology annotation, molecular function: zinc ion binding; ubiquitin protein ligase activity.